Messenger RNA from Pestalotiopsis fici W106-1, 1248 nucleotides. RefSeq lists its product as uncharacterized. Lineage: Eukaryota; Fungi; Ascomycota; Sordariomycetes; Amphisphaeriales; Sporocadaceae. The coding region runs from base 1 to 1248 and encodes 415 amino acids. Gene Ontology annotation, molecular function: catalytic activity. Gene Ontology annotation, biological process: nucleoside metabolic process. The transcript has a single exon. The record is from RefSeq and is a predicted model, not a curated record.
AUGUCUUUCAAGUCGCCUUCCGACCGUGAUGGCUUCACCGUUGCGAUAAUCUGCGCAUUGCAAACCGAGUACAACGCCGUCUCACUCAUCUUUGACGAAUUCUGGGAUGACGACGAAGACAAGUAUGGCAAAGCCAGUGGAGAUCCCAACCACUACACGGUUGGUCGCAUAGGCAACUACGAUGUCGUCCUGGCCCUCUUACCACAUAUGGGGAAGGUGAACGCGGCCAGCGCAGCUGCCAGCAUGCGUUCUAGCUAUCCUGCCCUAAGACUUGCCCUCAUUGUCGGCGUCUGCGGUGGUGUCCCGACUAGUCGUCAGCACGGAGAAAUCUUGCUUGGCGAUGUGAUCAUCAGCAGUUCGGUGGUUCAGUACGAUUUCGGAAGACAGUACCCCGAUAAGUUUGAACGCAAAGAUACUAUCCAAGACAACCUUGGCCGCUCAAACAAAGACGUCCGUGGCCUUAUUGCUUUGUUUGGGACUGAUCGCGGGAUGGAAAGGCUCGAAACCCGAACACUUAGAUAUCUCGAGCAAUUGCAAGCCAAUGCAGCUUCAAAGAAGCGCAUUGGCAAAGAUAAAUAUAGCUACCCCGGAACCGCCCAAGAUAAGCUUUUUGAGCCGAGCUAUCGCCAUAAACAUCAUCUACAGGUUGCGUGUAUCUGCCACGAAUGUAUCCAGGAUGCAGAUCCCGUCUGUGACUUGGCCAUGAGCUCGUCGUGCAUCGCCCUAGGCUGCGACGAGAUCCAUCUCGUGCGUCGGGAUCGACUCGAUGAGAGGCAGAAACAGCAGGCAGCAAGCGAUUGGGUCAUACAGGAACCCAACAUACAUAUUGGAUCUGUCGCAUCUGGCGACACUGUGAUCAAAUCGGCUAGGCACCGGGACAGAAUUGCCCAACAAGAGAAUGUCAUAGCCUUUGAGAUGGAAGGGGCCGGAGUCUGGGAUGAAGUGCCCUGUAUUGUGGUGAAGGGCGUGUGCGAUUAUGCUGAUUGUCAUAAGAACAAGGGGUGGCAGGACUUCGCAGCCGCUACGGCGGCGGCGACAACCAAGGCGAUUCUCGAGCGCUAUACUCAGACGGACAAGGACAUGAUUUCCAAAAGAUCGGAAAAAGUAUCCUCGGAAGAAAACCCAGGAAUUGUGCAGAAUGACCAACCGCCGGCAAAUAUGCCGCGAUCUGUUUUCAAUGGGCCGAUCAAUGGGCGCAAUGUACUUGCUGGAUCGUCCAUUACAGGUGGAACCUACAAUUUCGGCUAG